Balaenoptera acutorostrata (minke whale) is the source of this 9066-nucleotide messenger RNA. RefSeq names its product centrosomal protein 135 (gene CEP135). The record is from RefSeq and is a predicted model, not a curated record. Lineage: Eukaryota; Metazoa; Chordata; Mammalia; Artiodactyla; Balaenopteridae. Bases 235 to 3681 code for a protein of 1148 amino acids. The transcript is spliced from 26 exons.
GGGGCGCGACCCCGCCGCGCGCGGCAAAACGACUGCCGCUCCCGUUACCGGGGCAACCGCGGCGCCUCCUCCGCGCCGGCCCCGAUAGUCUCUCCGCGCCAUUUUCAAACUGUCCUGGAGACGGAACCGGUGUCUGGGGCGGAAGGAGCCAGUAAAGGAGGCGAGGCGCGAGGGAGAAUGCGACCGCAGGCGGAGAGAGCAGUGGCCGGGGCUGCGGGAUUUUAAUUUUUGGGAAUGAAUAAAACUAGUUUGGAAGACAAGAUGACUACAGCUGCAGAAAGAAAAUAUAUUAAUAUUAGGAAAAGAUUGGAUCAGUUGGGAUACCGCCAGACUCUGACAGUGGAGUGUUUACCUUUGGUAGAAAAACUUUUCAGUGAUCUAGUUCAUACAACAGAAAGUCUUCGGAAAUCAAAAUUAUCUGCUGUGAAAGCUGAAAAAGAAAGUGCCAAUUUUGAUUUUGUAUUGGAACCUUAUAAACUUGAAAAUGCAAGAUUGAGUAAGGAAAAUAAUGAAUUAUACCUGGAAUUAAUGAAACUGAGAGAACAAUCAGGCCAACACAUUAAAGAGUUGAAAACCACAUUGAAAAAGUGUGCACGUGAAACAUCUGAUCUGAAAUUUCUAAAUAAUCAAUAUGUUCAUAAACUCAAGCUUUUGGAGAAAGAGAGCAAAGCUAAGAAUGAAAAAAUUCAACAACUUCAAGAAAAGAAUUUGCAAGCUGUAGUACAAACUCCAGGUGGCAAGAAAAGAAGUAUUGCUUUCAGGCGCCAGCGUAUGCAAAUUGACGAACCAGUCCCUCCCUCUGAAGUCAGUUCUUACCCAGUUCCUCAGCCAGAUGACCCGUACAUUGCAGACCUCCUGCAAGUGGCUGAUAACAGAAUUCAGGAACUUCAGCAAGAAGUCUACCAGUUACAAGAAAAGUUAGCAGUGAUGGAAAGUGGACUGAGAGAUUAUAACAAGCAGAUUGAACUAAGAGAACGAGAGAUAGAACGACUGUCAGUUGCAUUGGAUGGGGGUCGCUCCCCUGAUAUCCUUUCUCUGGAGACUAGAAAUAAAGCCAACGAAAAGCUUAUUGCUCAUUUAAAUAUUCAGGUUGACUUUCUUCAGCAAGCUAAUAAAGACCUGGAAAAGCAUAUACAAGAGCUUAUGGAAACCAAAGAAACAGUAACUACUGAAGUUGUUAAUUUAAGUAACAAAAAUGAAAAACUCUGCCAGGAAUUAACUGAAAUUGACCAGUUAGCACAGCAGUUGGAAAGACAUAAAGAAGAAGUGCUUGAGACUGCCGACAAAGAACUUGAGGAAGCAAAGAAAGAGAUUAAGAAAAAGCUAUCUGAAGUGCGGAAUCUUGAAGAAACAAUGGGAAAACUUCAACUGGAAUUAAACUUAUGUCAUAAAGAAAAGGAGAGACUGAGUGAUGAACUCCUUAUAAAAUCAGACCUGGAAACUGUUGUUCAUCAGCUUGAACAAGAAAAGCAAAGACUUAACAAAAAAAUUGAAAGUUUUGCAGUUACAGAAAAAGAACUUACUUUGGAAGUUGAGAGGAUGAGGCUAGAACAUGGAAUAAAACGACGAGACAAGUCACCUUCUCGUUUAGAUACAUUUCUGAAAGGUAUAGAAGAUGAACGAGAUUUUUAUAAGAAAGAGCUAGAAAGACUCCAGCAUUUAAUACAGCGAAGAUCUUGCUCUCGAAGUCAUUCUACAUGUGAAAAAAUUCCAGUAUUUAAGACACUAGAAAAGGGUGAUUACAACUCAGAAAUUCAUCUGAUCACAAGAGAAAGAGAUGAACUUCAGCAUAUGCUAGAAAGAUUUGAAAAACAUAUGGAGGAUAUACAGUCCAAUGUUAAAUUAUUGACAGCAGAAAGAGAUAAACUAAGUGUCUUAUAUAAUGAAGCGCAGGAAGAAUUAUCUGCACUCAGACAAGAAUCUACCCAAACCACAGUCUCCCAUAAUACUGUUAGUCUUAUGGAAAAGGAAAAAGAACUUGCAUUAUCUGACUUAAGAAGGAUUAUGGCAGAAAAAGAAGCCUUAAAAGAAAAAUUAAAACAUCUCCAUGAAAUGAGUAUUUUUGAAAAAUCAGAAUUAGAGAAAACUGUUGAACAUUUGACAUGUGUUAAUCACCAGCUUGAAAAUGAAAAAUGUGAAUUAAAGUCUAAAAUGUUAAAAAUGAAAGAAACAAUAGAGGCUUUAGAGAAAAAAAUAAAACUCCAAACUCAAAAACUUAGCCAUGUGGCUGGUGACUCAUCUCAUCAGAAAACAGAGAUGAACUCACUUAGGCUAGUAAAUGAGCAGCUACAGCGGUCACUUGAGGACUCUCAGCACCAACUUUCCAUGAAAAGAAGUGAACUUGAAUCAGCACAAGCACAAGUUAAAAUACUGGAGGAAAAAAUAGGUAAACUACACUUCAAGAUGACUUCACAGAAUGAAGAGGCUCAUGUAAUGAAAAAGACCAUUGGUGUUAUUGAUAAAGAAAAAGACAUUCUUCAGGAGACUGUAGAUGAGAAGACAGAAAAGAUUGCAAACUUGCAUGAAAACCUAGCUAAUAAAGAAAAAGCUAUUUCUCAGAUGAAGAUAACAGUCUCAGAGUAUGAAUCUUCUAUGAACCACCUAAAGGAAACACUGAUUAAUCGGGACCGUGAGAUAAGCAGCCUCCGGCGCCAACUUGAUGCAGCUCACAAGGAACUUGAUGAAGUAGGAAGAUCUAAAGAAAUGUCUUUUAAGGAAAACAGAAGAUUACAGCAUGAUCUGGCUACAGUGGCAAGAGAAAACCAGCAAAUUUCAUUGGAAUUAGAAGCAGCAGUGCAAGAAAAAGAAGAAAUGAAGAGUAGAGUUCAUAAUUACAUAACUGAAGUGUCACGAUGGGAGAGCUUAAUGGCUGCUAAGGAAAGAGAAAAUCAAGAUUUGUUAGAUAGAUUUCAGAUGCUUCAUGACCGUGCUGAAGACUGGGAGGUCAAAGCCCAUCAAGCUGAGGGAGAAAGCAGCUCAGUUCGACUGGAACUUCUUUCUAUUGACACAGAGAGGAGACACCUUCGAGAAAGAGUGGAGCUACUAGAAAAAGAAAUUCAGGAGCACAUAAAUGCACAUCAUGCUUAUGAAUCUCAGAUCUCAUCGAUGGCAAAAGCCAUAUCUAGAUUAGAAGAAGAGCUGAGACACCAAGAAGAUGAGAAAGCAGCAGUAUUAAAUGAUGUGUCGUCUCUCAGAGAACUUUGCAUUAAGCUUGAUUCAGGCAAAGAUAUUAUGACCCAGCAAUUGAAUUCCAAAAACCUUGAAUUUGAGAGGGUUGCAGUGGAAUUAGAAAAUGUAAAAUCAGAAUCAGAGCUGUUAAAAAAACAACUGUCAAGUGAGAGACAUACAAUUAAAAACCUUGAAUCAUUGUUGGCUACAAAUAGAGAUAAAGAAUUUCAUUCCCAUUUAACCUCCCACGAGAAGGAUACAGAAAUUCAGCUGCUUAAAGAGAAGUUAACCCUUUCAGAAAGCAAAUUAAAUAGUCAAAGCCGGGAAAACACCAUGCUUCGGGCCAAAAUGGCACAAUUACAAACAGAUCUUGAUGUUCUGAAAAGGCAGAUUUCAACUGAAAGAUAUGAACGAGAACGAGCAAUCCAAGAGAUGCGUCGGCAUGGUCUUCGCACACCACCCCUUAGUUCUACUCUGAAGUCUCCUUUACAUUCUCCUGAACAUAUAGACUGAUUAUCAGAAAGGGGACGUGGGUUUGAUCCCUGAUCGGGGAACUAAGAUCCCACAUGCCGUGGGGCAACUAAGCCCGUGCACCACAACUACUGAGCUCGCGCUCCUCAGUGAGAGCCUGGGUGCCACAAACUACAGAGCCCACGCGCUCUGGAGCCUGCGCACCACAACUAGAGAGAGAAAACUCACGCACCACAACUAGAGAGAAGCCCACGCGCCGCUACAACUAGAGAGAAAACCUGCACGCCACAACUAGAGAGAAGCCCACGCGCCACUACAACUAGAGAGAAAACCUGCACGCCACAACUAGAGAGAAGCCCACGCGCCACUACAACUAGAGAGAAAACCUGCAUGCCACAACUAGAGAGAAGCCCAUGCGCCACUACAACUAGAGAGAGAAAACCCACGCACCACAACUAGAGAGAAGCCCACGCACUGCAAGGAAGAGCCUGCACGCCACAACGAAAGAUCCCGCAUGCCUCAAUGAAGAUCCCACAUGCCGCAACUAAGACCCAAUGCAGAUUAAAAGAGAGAGAGAAGACAUCCACAACAAAAAUUAAAUGACAAUAUGAGAUAUCACAGGGUAAUAUUUGAUGAAGUGCCAAACUCAAGGCACAAAUAACAGAUAGUGAAAGUAUGGACAAAGACAUAGAAAAUAUUACUUAAUAUUGAAAGCUAGAUAUUUUUAAAUAAAUUAUAAUAUACAUACAGAAAAGUGCUAUAUCAUAGGUUAUGCAGCUCAAUGAAUUUUUACAAACUGAACACACCUAUGCAACCUGCACCCGGAUCAAGAAACAAAAUAUGACCUCUCUUGGGUGUCCUUCUGGUCAUAAGCCUUACUCUAAAAGUAACUGUCUCGGUUAUUAAAAGCAUAGAUUUCUUUUGUCUGUUUCUGGACAUUUUAUAAAUGAAAUCAUAUAUUUCUGGCUUUUUUUCUCAAUAGUACCUUUGUGACAUUCAUCCAUACUGCUGUGUACUCGUAGAUGGUUCAGUCUUGUUGCUGUAGAGUAUUCCAUUAUGUGAACAUACCACAGUCCAUUUACUCUUUCUGUUUUUGAUGGGCAUUUGAUAAUUUCCAGUUUGGGCUAUUACAGAUGGAAUUAUGAUGAACAUUCUAGUACCUUAUGUUGGCGAACAGAUGUGUGCAUUUCUUUUGGGUAUACACUUAGGAGUGAGAUUGUCAGGUCACUGGACAUGCAUGUGUUUGAGCUUGAGUAGCUAUGGUAAGUCAGUUUUCCAAAAUGAUUGUAAAGAGCUAGGACACAUUUGGCUGAGGCAGGAUCAAAGUGAUGUGCUCAUUCAUUGGAGAUGGGAGUGAAUGGGAAAGAAGCAUGUCAGACCCAGGGUUUGAAAAGUAGAUGACUGAAAAAUGCAGGCUUAUUGACAGAAAUAGUAAAGUCAGUCCUUUUAAAAAUUAUUCAUUUUUUGGCCUCUCUGAAUAGAAUUUUAUAGGAGAUAAUUAAGCAUUUCCUUGGUGACUUCAGAAUCCUCCUAAGAGUAUUAGCUAUGUUCUAUUCUUUAAUAUACUGAUGCCCCAGGGUUUAUUGGUAUUUGUAGGGCCUAUGUUUAAAUGAUUCCUGAUUGCUGUGCUUUUGCUCUUGUGUUUGUUUAUUUGAUUAAAACAUUUGUUUUCCUCUUUCAUUUUGAGGACCACUUCCUAGUGCUGGCAGCAGUCACUGUGUCCUCACAACUUCUAAGCUGCUGCAUUAAUUUGAAUGUGAUUAGAUGGAGGUUCUGCUUCUCAUUAUAAAGCCUCUUGGCAGUUGUGACACAAGCAUUUUUUUCAUGCUUGAUUCACAGCUGCAUUUUAGAUCAAGGUUUGGUAAACUAGGCCCUAUAGGCCAAAUCCACACCACUGCCUAUUUUUGUAAAUUAAGCUUUAUUAAGCCACACCCAUUUGUUUACAUAUUGUCUCAGACUGCUUUUCUGCAGUGGCAGAAUUAGGUAGUUGUGGCAGAGACCCUGUGGCCCACAAAUCUGAAAUAUUUAUUUACUAACUGGCCUUUCACAUCACAUAGCCCCUGGAAAACUUAUCUGUAUACUCGUGAGAUAAUAAGAGUGAAAAAGCAAGUAACUCCUUAGUUUAUGAAAAGAGGCUUGACUCCCAGGGAUCCCCAAACUAUACUUUAAGAACCACUGAUCUAGAACAUAGUGGUUUCCAGCAAUCUCUAAAGCUGUAAUGAAUUAGAAAACUUUUUUAAAUUAUGAUAAAAUAUAUAUAACAUGAACUUUGCCUACUUUUUUUUUUUAAGAUUUUUUUGAUGUGGACCAUUUUUAAAGUCUAUUGAAUUUGUUACAAUAUUGCUUCUGUUUCAUGUUUUGUUUUGUUUUUUUUCUGACCAGGAGGUGUGUGGGAUCUUAUUUCCCUGACCAGGGAUGGAACCCACACCCCCUGCAUUGGAAGGCGAAGUCUUAACCACUGGACCACCAGGGAAGUCCCUGAACUUUGCCUUCUUAACUAUUUUGUAAAGUGUACAACUCAGUGGCAUUAAAUUCACAAUGUUGUACAACCAUCACCACUAUUUCCAGAAUUUUUUAUCACCCAAACAGAAACUCUGUAUCUAUUAAGCAAUAACUCUCCAGUCCCCUGUCUUCACUUCCCUGCCCCUGAUAACCUCUAAUCUACUUUCUAUCUCUAUAAAUUAGCCUACUCUAGAUAUUCAUAUAAGUGAAUUUAUACAAUAUUUGUCUUUUUGCACCUAGCUUAUUUCAUUUAGAAUAAUGUCUUCAGGGUUCAUCUGUGUUGUAGCAUGUAUCAGAACUUCAUUCCUUUUCAUUCCUGAAUGAUAUUCCUUUGUGUUUAUACCACAUUUUGUUCUUUUGUUCAUCAGUUGAUGGACACCUGGGUUGUUUUCAUCUCUUAGCUAUUGUGAAUAAUAGUGCUAUGAACAUUGGUGUACAAGUAUCUCUUUUACUCUGUUUUAAUAUCUUUUGGGAGUACCUAGAAUUGCUGGGUCAUAAGGUAAUUCUGUGUUUAACUUUUUGAAUACCUGCCAAACUUUUUCCACAUGACUGUACCAUUUAACAUUCUCACCAGCAGUCUAAGAGUUCCAGUUUUCCAAGUCCUUGUCAACACUUGUUAUUUUCCAUUUUUUAUUAUAGCCAUUCUAGUAGAUGUAUAUUAGAAAAUGUCUACAACUGUUAACAAAUUCCCAGAGUAUCCUAAUGAUGUUGUUAAUUGGUAACACAUUUCCAUUCAUAUUUUCUAACGUUGUCACCAAAACUAAUUUUAUGGGAUUUCCCCAUGAGUACCCAGAAAUGAAUAUGAAAUAUUCAUAUCAAGCCAUAUUUACAGUGUCUCUCAUAGUUAACAUAUAUAAUCCAGUUUUGCUUUUACUGUUUUGAUUAUUGCAUCUAAAAAAUGCUCACUGAGGGCUUCCCUGGUGGCGCAGUGGUUGAGAAUCUGCCUGCCAAUGCAGGGGACGCGGGUUCGAGCCCUGGUCUGGGAAGAUCCCACAUGCCACGGAGCAACUCGGCCCGUGAGCCACAAUUACUGAGCCUGCGCGUCUGGAGCCUGUGCUCGGCAACGAGAGACCGCGAUAGUGAGAGGCCCGCGCACCGCGAUGAAGAGUGGCCCCCACUUGCCGCAACUAGAGAAAGCCCUCGCACAGAAACGAAGACCCAACAAAGCCAUACAUACAUACAUACAUACAUACAUAAAAAGAAUGUAAGCAGACAAGAAUAGCAUUAAAAAAAAAAAAAUGCUCACUGAGACAACAUAAAAUACAAAAGUAUAAAGAAGAUAACCAAAAUCACUUUUCUUUACAUUUUUUUUAUUGGAGUAAAACAUACAUAAGGUCAAAUUUAUCAUUUUAACCAUUUUUAAGUGUACAUUUCUCUGGCAGUUAGUACAUUCACACUCUUGUGCAAAAAUCAUCUCCACCAUCAAUCUCCAGAACUUUUUCAUCUUCCCCAGCUAAAACUCUGUACCCAUUAAACACUAACUCCCCAUUCUCCCCUUCCCCUAACCUCUUGGAAUCACCAUGACAAUUUCUGUCUCUAUGAAUUUGACUAUUCUUUGUACCUUAAGUAAGUGGAAUCAUGCAGUGUUUGUGUUUUUGUGACUGACUUAUUUCAUUUACUAUAAUGUUUUCAAGUUUUAUCCAUGAGGGAGGGAGUAUGUGUCAGAAUUCCCUUCCUUUUUGAGGCUGAAUAUUAUUCCAUUCUAUGUAUAUAACACACUUUGUUUAUCCAUUCAUCACUUGGGUUGCUUCCACCUUUUGGCUGUUGUGAAAAUGCUGCUGUGAACAUGGAUGUACAAAUCAAAAUCACUUUUAAUCCUACAACCCAGAGAAAAUAGCAAUUAGCCAUUUGGUAUACUCCCUUCUUUUAAAAAAAAAAAAAAAAGGUUUAUUUAUUUAUUUUUUUAACUUUAUUUAUUUAUUUAUUUUGGCCGUGACAUGCGGCAUGCAGGAUCUUUGCAGGAUCUUAGUUCCCCAAUGAGGGAUCAAACCCGUGACCCCUGCAUUGGGAGGGGAGCACGGAGUCUCAACCACUGGACCACCAGGGAAGCCCCUACUCCUUUCUUAUGUUUAAUUUAUAAUAAAUAUACACACAAGCAUAGACAUACAUGUAUAAUUCUAAUAGAAAUCAUACUCAAAAUAGUUUUCAUCAGUUUUUUUGUUUUGUUCUGUUCUGUGAGGGGUUUUCCCCUUAAUAUAGUUGCAUGCAUUUAUUCUUAUCAUUAAAAGCAUUUUCAAAAAUGCCAUUUUAAAAUAGUGAUUUAACAGUUCGUCACAUGGAUAUUCCAUGAAUUAUUUAAUCAUGCUCCUCUUAUGGAACGUAUAUUGAUAGUUUGUUUCCAACUUUUUUUUCUUAUAAACAAUGUUUUACAUCAGUAUUUGACAACCUGUCUGAUAAUUUCUUCUUACGUAUGUCUUCCUCGGUAUAGAAAAAAAUAAUUACUUUCUCAGUGUUUCCAUUGUGUGAUUUUUUAUAUUUUAAUGUCUGUGUUUUUUAAUUGGGAGGGUGGUUAGAUAGCACAUAAGGUCAGAAUAGGUGGAAAAAUAUUUGACUAUCCCUAACAUGCUAUUUUAAGACUCAGACAACAUAAUUUACAGUACUUGUUUGCAAUUUUAUGAAACCUAUACAUCAUAGUAUCCCUUCUUUUGAGCGAUUUUUCUCAAUUAACAUUCUAUGUUACCCCUUCUUUUCACUGUGUAUCAUUCUUUUAGUACUCAUAUACUUUGAUGUGCUUUUGUAUAAUAGUUUAAAGGGAAUAUCUUUUCCCUUUAAAUAUAGAACAAUACUUCUUGACUAUUAACUAUAAUUUGAUUGUGGGCAAAGGUUUUAUUAGAGAUUAUAAUUUCAGUUAAAACAUUACUGAAUUGCAGUUUUUCGUGAAAGUACUGAGUAAUUUUAUCAUUUUUUGCUUAAUCCACCUUUCCC